This is a messenger RNA of Diplodia corticola, 873 nucleotides long. RefSeq names its product mfs general substrate transporter. Gene Ontology annotation, cellular component: membrane. Gene Ontology annotation, molecular function: transmembrane transporter activity. The coding region runs from base 1 to 873 and encodes 290 amino acids. The record is from RefSeq and is a predicted model, not a curated record. NCBI's taxonomy places the organism in Eukaryota, Fungi, Ascomycota, Dothideomycetes, Botryosphaeriales, Botryosphaeriaceae. The transcript is spliced from 3 exons. Gene Ontology annotation, biological process: transmembrane transport.
AUGUCACGGGGACGUUCCUCAUCAAGCAAGAGCAGCAGGGCCAGCACCAGCAGCACCAACACCCCGUCACCGCUGCCUGCGGAUGGAUCGACCGAGAAGAGCGUCGUUGGCACCGUGCCGGGCGGCGACGAGGAGAAGCAGCUUGGGCUCGACGCCGGGGAUGCGACAAGGACCAGGACGUUUGCGCCGAUAAGGGGAGAGGGCGACGACGACGACGACCACGGCGACCACGGCGACCACGGCGUCGAGCACGCCAGCGGCCGACCGCGGAGCCGGAGCCUGCACACUGUGCACUCGCAUCGAUCAUACGCCGGCGGGGAUGGCUACACACGCUGGGAUGAGGACGACAAGCCCGCCGCGCCGUGUGAGCAGUUUGAAGUCACAUGGGACACGCUGCCAGAGUCGCAGGCUUCGGCCGCCGUCCGCAAUCCUCGCCUCAUGAACAAGGCCAGGAGGUGGCUGAUCGUGAUUAUCGUGUCGUCCAGCUCGCUCUGCGUGACAUGCGUGUCGUCCAUUUACACUAGCACAUAUGCCCAGCUGCUCUCCGAGUUCCACAGCUCUCGAAUCGUGGCCACGCUAGGCCUGUCUCUCUACGUCGCCGGCCUGGGCUGCGGGCCUAUGAUCCUCAGCCCCUUAUCUGAAUUUUAUGGCCGCCGGCCUAUCUACAUCGUUUCCUACGGCUUCUUUCUCAUCUGGCUGAUCCCGUGCGCCUUGGCCCAGAACAUGGCCACCACCCUCGUGGCCCGCUUCCUCGACGGCCUUUCCGGCUCAGCUUUCUUGAGCGUGGCCGGUGGAACCGUGGGCGACUGCUUCGCGAGGCACGAGCUCUCAGCCCCAAUGAUGAUUUACACUGCGUCGCCGUUCACUGGGUAA